Gavialis gangeticus (Gharial) is the source of this 2936-nucleotide messenger RNA. It is a transcript of the gene LBH, whose product is annotated as limb bud and heart development. Lineage: Eukaryota; Metazoa; Chordata; Crocodylia; Gavialidae. The record is from RefSeq and is a predicted model, not a curated record. Gene Ontology annotation, cellular component: nucleus. Bases 109 to 453 code for a protein of 114 amino acids. Gene Ontology annotation, biological process: positive regulation of DNA-templated transcription. The transcript is spliced from 3 exons.
GCGGCUCAGCCCAGCCCGGCCCCGUUGCAAGCUGCCCGGGCUCUGCCGCCCCCGUGCUGCCCCCUACCCCAGCCCCAGCCCGCGGGGCAGCCUCUUUGCUGGGACUUCAUGUCGGUAUUUUUCCCCAUUCACUGCCCUGCUUACCUGAGAUCAGCUGAAAUGACUGAGGUGAUGAUGAACACUCCAUCUAUGGAUGAGAUUGGGCUAAACCCCCGCAAGGAUGGGCUCUCAUAUCAGAUUUUCCCUGAUCCCUCAGACUUUGACCGCUACUGUAAGCUGAAGGACCGCCUGCCUUCCAUUGUGGUAGAGCCAACAGAAGGUGAUGUGGAGAGUGGUGAGCUGAGAUGGCCACCUGAAGAAUUCCUUGUCCAGGAAGAAGAGGAGGAGGAGGAGGAGGAAGAGGAAGAAGAAGAAAACUGUGCAGAAACAAAGAAAGAGAACAAGGAGCAGUAAAUGGCAUCUGGAAAAUACAGGGGACUUGAAUUGUCUUGAGGGAAGAGCAGACCUGUUCUGAAAAAAUGUCUUUUUAAAAAAGAAAAAAAAAGACAAGUUCAAUUUUGCACCGGCAAGAUCUUAGUUUUUUCAUAUCUCUGUACUGAGAACUGAAGCCCUCGAUGUGACAGAAUCUCCAGACCUUCUGAGGAAGGAAAUCAUACAGAGAAAUGUUUGCUGUUCUCAAGAUCGCUAUCUGAAUUUUUAAGGCCAAGAGAAGCAGCAGUGGAAUUCUAAGGCACUUAGUGGCAGGUGAACAUGCAAGGAACAUUUUGAUGGGGCGGGGAGGAAUAAAGAGAAACCUAAAAUGCAGCGGUGUUCAGCAAGGGGUUGACUUUGGCUUCAAAUGCAUGAGAUUUAGAAUCUUCAUCUCUCAAACUUGCCUUUCUUCUAAGCUUCCAUUUGUAUGCAUUUGGGGGUUAAAGGGAAUUUGUGGUAGAUCAUCGCUAAUGGAUGUUCUUCUGAUUAUCUGCUAAGGGAUAAAGGAUUCUGUAAAGAUUGAGUUCAGUACAUCCCUAAAACAUCACAAAUGCCUUUAGGAGUAAUAGAUCUUUCUCUUGCAUCUGUUUCCCGAGUUGGGUUCUUUUCCCCUCUCCUUUACCCCGUAUCUGCAGUUAGAACUUGUAUUGCUGAACAGGCUAUAGUAUUAGGCUGCUACUUGCCAUCUAUUUUGUAAGGUCCUGGUUUUCAUAUAGGUGGUUAGUAUGACUUAAUGAGUCUGACCUAACAGUAUGUUCAAAUCUACAUGAACUUUUGCUGUAGAAAGAAAUACCUACAGUGUGCUUUCUGUUAGUGAGACUACUGCAAUGCCCAAAGCCACUGGUAUUUUAAGAGUGGUGGGGAUACCUGCCUUCUAGGUGGCAUUCAUGCUGUAUGGUUUCAUAUCUCAAAUAUAUUGGUCAUCAGAACUUGAUAUGUAGAGUGGUGGCUAGAGAGGAGGAGGGGCAUGUUUUUUAUUUGGUUUGAUCUGUGUUAUCAGAAAGGCUUUCCCAUAACUCUAAAGCCAAGCUAUGCUGGGUGGACCUAGAAGCUGCACAAAUCAUCCACUAAAGAGUGGAUGAAACCAAAAAUUCCCGUAUAUAAACAAAAUGUUGUUGCCAAAACUGGUAUUGGAGGCAAUUUUAAAGUAAAGAUAGACUGCUAAAAGGCUGUGGGGGCUGAGGACGGGGCUCCUAUGUUCAUAAAGUAUUAUGACUUUUGAGUGUUCUGGACAAGAUGUUAUGCUUCUGAUAAUAUUCAUGGCGUUGAAGAAAGGGAAAGCUGUUGGUAAGGUUGAAGGUGGCAUCCUAUGCACCUUGUUCAGUUCUGAGUAAUAACCUCCUGUGUCUCUUCCUCCAGACUUUUGCUAGGUUGGAAUCAGAUUGCAGAGAGGACUAAGCUGCCAUUUUCCAGGAAAGCUGCAGCCUAGUGACUGUGUAAAAGCCCCUGGGGAGCAAUAAAGUGUUGGUUCAGAGCUGACAGUUCUGGGAAUAAAAUGCCAUUUCAUUUCCAUUUUAAAAACCGAUCUGGAGACACUAAGGAGAAAAAUGGCAAAUGUAAAGGCCUUAACCAAACAGGAAGAGUAAACCCAAUGUGUAUCCCCUUGCUUUGUAACUGGUUUCAUUUAAAAAAAAAAUCUAUUUGGCUGUGUGUGUAUUUGUAUUUUAAUACCUCAUGAGUAGUUAAACGCUGGUGGGGGUUAGGGAAUUGCUUUCAACAUACUGGCAGGAUUGUUUUAGUCUCGUCUUGCUUGUGUUUUAAACAUAAUGGCAAUAACUUAUCAGCUCUAUGUAACUGUUUCAGACAGACAUAAGAGAAGAGAGACUCACCCUUGCAUUGUUCUUGACUAGUAACAGUGUAAGUUGCAGCUCGUCUCUUUUUGUUCUUUUGGCAGCAAAGAACCAGUCUUGCGCACACUUAUUACUGGUCUUGGUAGACGGUCUCUCAUCACAGAACUCCAGUCAUGAUCUAGUGAUGUUAUCAUUUUUAAACCAAUGAAUCCAGCUGUUGUAUCUAACAUCUGUUCUAGUCUUGCUGUCUAAUGGAGUGAGCUUCUCCACCUGCGUAUCAGCCAUCCUGUUUUUGUUUAAAGAACAAACAAAACAAUAGUACUUGCUGAUCUCCAGUCUGUACCACCAAAUUGAAGCUCUGUAUCAAAGAGAUUACUGUGUGGGCAGCAAACAGUUGGAAAACCUUGGACUGUAGAUCCAAGGAAAAAUGCUGUCUGCCCUAAAGACUUGCAUAUUUCUGUCUGCAUACUUUUUUUUGGAAGUAUUGUGUAUAUUUCUAGGUGUUGUUGAACAUAUCUGAAGAACAAAGCACUCCAGUAAAACUCCUCCUGUUGUAUGAUAUACAUUCUAUAUUUCUGUAAUUCUUUUUGAGCCUCAGGGAGAAGCUAGCGUUUUUUUCAAACUACUUUUUUGUCACUGUGACAGUUGUAAAUAAAGUUUGAAAAUGCUUUCCAA